Ornithodoros turicata is the source of this 1335-nucleotide messenger RNA. Its product is annotated as zinc finger protein 271-like. The record is from RefSeq and is a predicted model, not a curated record. The transcript has 4 exons. Gene Ontology annotation, cellular component: nucleus. The coding region runs from base 1 to 1335 and encodes 444 amino acids. Gene Ontology annotation, biological process: regulation of transcription by RNA polymerase II. Gene Ontology annotation, molecular function: DNA-binding transcription factor activity, RNA polymerase II-specific. Lineage: Eukaryota; Metazoa; Arthropoda; Arachnida; Ixodida; Argasidae.
AUGUGGGUUCGAGUCCUACAGCUGGCUAACCUUCUUUGCAACUUCCACCUUUCACCACUAUUCCACGUCACCCCAUUACCGCCAGCAACAGGGGACGACCGAGUGGAACCAGGUCCCGUCGAGGCCUUCUCGACGUGCGCCGUCCCCGGGCUGUCCCCCGAGAGCUUCAGCGUGACGAGGCCUCACCGCUGCAGCUUCUGCGGCUACUCCAGUUACUCCCCUUCUGCCGUGAAAGUGCACGAGAGGUCUCAUACGGGCCAGCGGCCCUACGUCUGCCAGGUGUGCUGCAAGAGGUUUGCGCAGAGCAGCAACCUCUGGAGACACUCCAGGACGGUCCACGAGGGCAGGAGGAACUACAAGUGUGCAGUGUGCGGACUUUCGUUCCAGCAGGGGGCGCACCUGAAGACCCACCAGAGAGUGCACGCGAAACGUAAAUGCGUGUUGUACCAGAUCGCCUGCACCCUCGCACUUCUACCACCGCAGACGACCCCUCCCAACCGGCAGAGUUGCGCGAAACCUCCCGACCGCUGCGAUAAUGGUACGGCUCCUCAGCCGCGUUCACACGAACUCGACAGGAGCAGGUUGAGUUUAACUGUCGAGUUAACUCUCUCGUGUAAGCGCUGUCGGGUCGAGUUGACUCUGCGUCCUGACGAGUUGAGUCAACCCGACAGCAAGGGGUGGGUUGACGCGCUCGACUCGAUGGGCAAAGUGCAUCUCGGCUCGACGCGGGGCGUCGUUGUGCGGUCGUCUUCCGUUGGAGCGAGUUCGUGUAAACAGCGUCGGGUCGAGUUCGACUCGACCCGAACUCGGUCCGCUCUGUCGAGUUCGUGUGUCGUGUCGUGUCGUUCGUGUGUCGAGUUCGACUCGACCCGAACGCGGCUCUUGACACGUUACACCGCGGAUAUGGCCACAGGUGGAGAUUUCAGACAAGUGUGUUGCAAGCAGUACCCGCGAGGAACGACGAAAGUCGAUAAAAAAAGCUUCUUACGCUGUUAUCUUCCAGGCAACCAAAAGGAAUCGGAGAGGGAGUACCCGAGGGAGCACCACAUUCCCAAGCACACGAACGAGAAGUGGAGGUACCACUGCCGCUUCUGCAGGUACUCCAGCGUCAAGGGUACCGACGUCAAGAGACACGAGAGGACCCAUACGGGAGAGAGGCCCUACGUGUGCCCCGUGUGUUCCAAAGGGUUCGCGGAAAAGGGGAACCUGGACAAGCACUCGAAGAUUGUUCACGAGGGUCAGAGGAACUAUGUCUGCCCCGUCUGCGGCCACGCGUUUCAGCUGAAGCAGCAUCUGCAGAAACACCAGAGGGUGCACGAGCGUGAAAGGAUUUAA